ACCACAAUCCCUGUCUUUCUCUUUGUUCCUCAUUCUUUUUCUCAUUCAUCUUUUCUGACCAGCCAUAAGCUUCAUCGAUAUACAACUUAUUUUAUAAUAUAUCCUUUCCCUAACCCCUGUCUGUGCUCAGUAGAAUAGAACAUCGUUCACUUCAAAAGUCAAUAUCAACUUAGUAUAACCAUGGCUGCGCCACGAACCUCUCUCUGGUCAAAAUCCACCCGUUCGAAGAGCGAGUCCGAGCCUCGUACUCGUAUACUUAAGGAUAAUACGCUUGAAUCUGUUGUUGAAUACAUUAAGGAAGGCAAAGCCAAAAACAUUAUUGUAAUGACUGGUGCAGGAAUCUCAACCGCAGCAGGCAUCAAGGAUUUUCGAUCACCUGGAACUGGGCUUUAUAAUGACCUUAAACGAUUCAAUCUACCCUAUCCUGAAGCUGUCUUUGAUAUUUCGUUUUUUAGGAACAACCCUAGUCCGUUUUACAGACUUGCAAAAGAGCUAUUGCCUGGUCGAUACCGUCCAACUUUAACCCAUUAUCUCCUCCCGUUGCUUGCGAAAAAAGGGUUGUUGUUGAGAUCAUAUACUCAAAACAUUGAUAUGCUUGAGCGACUCACAGGACUGGAUCCAGAAUUAUUAGUCGAGGCUCAUGGAUCAUUUGCAACCUCUAUGUGCCUCAAAUGCGAAACGUUGGUUGAUUCUAGCCUUGUGAGAAAGAGCAUUAUUAAGGGCGACAUUCCUUAUUGUUCGCUUUGCAAAGGUCUUGUUAAGCCGACCAUUACUUUCUUUGGAGAGGAACUUCCUACACGAUUUGGGGAUUUGGUCCCAGAAGAUUUCAAAAAGUGCGAUCUACUCAUCGUUCUCGGAACAUCCUUAUUAGUCGAACCAUUUAACCGCUUGAUCACUCGAGUGCCUCCAAAUUGUCCACGAUUGUUGAUUAACCGUGAACGUGCAGGCGAAGAUAUGCCAUUUGGAUUCGAUUUCGAUAACAAACGGAAUUACAAGUAUCAACGAGAUGCCUUGUUCUUGGGUAAUUGUGAUGAAGGGACACGGAAGCUUGCUAAGCUUUGUGGAUGGGAGGGGGAGCUUCAGGCUAUGUUUGACGCCGGUAACAUCGAAAUGCAAUUAGCUGAGGAGUUAGAAGCACUUACUUUGGCAAAGGAGCUUGAAGAAGAACAGAAAAGGCUAAAAGAAGAGCAAGAGACAAAAGGACAGGGGGAGGAGACAGAGGAAAAGGUGGACAGCUCUGGUACCAGCAAGGAGGAAUCGGUAGCACUGGAUGAAAUCACGGAGCUUCUUUCGGUUACAAAAUUGUCAUCUACAGUUACAUCCACCUCCACCGAUACCGUUACUACUACUACUGUUACAAAUGGUGUAGAAGCAUCAGUGUCUGAUACGACCACUGCAGUGACCGUUAUUCAAGAGAAAGGAGAAAAGAGCAAGGAUGAAAAAAAUGGUCCAAAAAGUCAAAAGAAGGUUAAUAACGAUACUUCCAGCGCUUCAGGUCCUUCCACCAAAGGUAUCAACAAGCUUUAAUACAUUCUUGACCCCAGGCGGUAAAUAGCACUUCAUGGUUCGCUUUUUUUGUCUAAUUUUCAGGUUUCACAACCAGUUUCAACAGAUCACGUAUUUAUUUGACCAGGGAUUUUUUUUUUUUAAAUCUCUUAAUCCUUCUUCUCUCUGACAUUUUUUUUUUACAUAUACUACAAUGAUAUUGAUAUUUAACAGCUAAAAGGAAUGCGGCCAGCUG
Messenger RNA from Lobosporangium transversale, 1741 nucleotides. RefSeq names its product DHS-like NAD/FAD-binding domain-containing protein. The coding region runs from base 181 to 1527 and encodes 448 amino acids. NCBI's taxonomy places the organism in Eukaryota, Fungi, Mortierellomycota, Mortierellomycetes, Mortierellales, Mortierellaceae. The record is from RefSeq and is a predicted model, not a curated record. Gene Ontology annotation, molecular function: NAD+ binding. The transcript is spliced from 8 exons.